Messenger RNA from Mus musculus (house mouse), 6511 nucleotides. RefSeq names its product retinoblastoma binding protein 5, histone lysine methyltransferase complex subunit (gene Rbbp5). The transcript has 14 exons. Gene Ontology annotation, biological process: transcription initiation-coupled chromatin remodeling; response to estrogen. Bases 160 to 1659 code for a protein of 499 amino acids. Gene Ontology annotation, molecular function: histone binding; transcription cis-regulatory region binding. Gene Ontology annotation, cellular component: nucleolus; nucleoplasm; MLL3/4 complex. Lineage: Eukaryota; Metazoa; Chordata; Mammalia; Rodentia; Muridae. The record is from RefSeq and is a predicted model, not a curated record.
GGAGGAAAGCGGAAGCCGCGGGGCCUUCUAAGUCCGAAAGUCUCCGGAGCUUGCGCCAGGCUCUUCGCGGCGCCCCCCACUUAGACGCGGGGCUUCUGAGCGGGUGGGGGAGAAGGAACUGUUGCCGGUGCGGAGACCAGGCGGCCAGCGUCUGCAGGGAUGAACCUCGAGUUGCUGGAGUCCUUUGGACAGAACUACCCAGAGGAAGCUGAUGGGACUCUGGACUGCAUCAGCAUGGCCCUGACCUGCACCUUUAACAGUUGGAGCCGAGAUGGUCAUAAGCUUGUGAGUGCUUCUACAGAUAACAUAGUGUCACAGUGGGAUGUUCUUUCAGGAGAUUGCGACCAGAGGUUUCGAUUCCCUUCACCCAUCUUAAAAGUCCAAUAUCAUCCUCGAGAUCAGAACAAGGUUCUCGUGUGUCCCAUGAAAUCUGCUCCUGUCAUGUUGACCCUUUCAGAUUCCAAACAUGUUGUUCUGCCGGUAGACGAUGACUCGGAUUUGAACGUGGUGGCAUCUUUUGAUAGGCGAGGGGAAUAUAUUUAUACAGGAAAUGCAAAAGGCAAGAUCUUGGUCCUAAAAACAGACUCUCAGGAUCUUGUUGCUUCCUUCAGAGUAACAACUGGGACAAGCAAUACUACCGCCAUUAAAUCAAUUGAGUUUGCCCGGAAGGGGAGUUGCUUCCUGAUUAACACAGCAGAUCGAAUAAUAAGAGUCUAUGACGGCAGAGAGAUUUUAACGUGUGGAAGGGAUGGAGAGCCAGAGCCUAUGCAGAAGCUGCAGGACUUGGUGAAUAGGACUCCAUGGAAAAAAUGUUGUUUCUCUGGGGAUGGGGAGUACAUAGUGGCGGGCUCUGCGAGGCAGCAUGCGCUGUAUAUCUGGGAAAAGAGCAUUGGCAACCUGGUGAAGAUCUUACAUGGGACCAGAGGGGAACUCCUGCUGGACGUGGCUUGGCAUCCAGUCCGACCCAUCAUAGCUUCUAUCUCUAGUGGAGUGGUGUCCAUUUGGGCCCAAAAUCAAGUAGAAAAUUGGAGUGCAUUUGCACCAGACUUCAAAGAGUUGGAUGAAAAUGUAGAAUAUGAGGAAAGAGAAUCAGAAUUUGAUAUUGAGGAUGAAGAUAAGAGUGAGCCUGAGCAAACAGGGGCUGAUGCUGCUGAAGAUGAGGAAGUGGAUGUCACCAGCGUGGAUCCCAUCGCUGCCUUCUGUAGCAGUGAUGAAGAGCUGGAAGAUUCAAAGGCUCUAUUGUAUUUACCCAUUGCCCCUGAGGUAGAAGACCCUGAAGAAAACCCGUAUGGCCCUCCACCGGAUGCAGUCCCAAGCUCCUUGAUGGAUGAAGGGGCUAGUUCAGAGAAGAAGAGGCAGUCUUCAGCAGAUGGAUCCCAGCCACCAAAGAAGAAACCUAAAACCACCAAUAUAGAGCUCCAAGGAGUGCCGAAUGAUGAAGUCCAUCCACUACUGGGUGUGAAGGGGGAUGGCAAAUCCAAGAAGAAGCAAGCAGGCCGGCCUAAAGGAUCAAAAGGUAAAGAGAAAGAUUCUCCAUUUAAACCGAAACUCUACAAAGGGGACAGAGGUUUACCUCUGGAAGGAUCAACGAAGGGUAAAGUGCAGGCGGAACUCAGCCAGUCCUUGGCAGCAGGAGGAGCCAUCUCAGAACUGCUGUGAAGACCGUGGAACCCUUGGUUCUUCUCACUCUGUCAUCAGGUAGCCUUUGGACAGCGUGGCCAAUCAUCUGAGAUUGGCUUUAGUUGAAAACAAAGGCCUCUGCCUCCCACCCAGGAGGUGAAGGAGUGGAUUUUGUGUUUGAAUGAGGAAGUGAAUUAUGGAAGAAGAGCACACGGCCCUGCCUUCCUUUCAAGCAGAAGUCCAAACAGGCUCUCAGGAACGCGGAUGCGCGAAGACGGCAGGAGGCUUGACCCACUUCAACUUCACACCAGGUUGUGUUGCUGGUGAAGAGUGCCCGUGUUUUGUUCACCUAACUGUUGGAGUCCCAUCUUUGGACGUGUCAUUUCCCAUGUCCUGCUUGCCUUCCGUCCUCCAUGCAUGUCCUCGAGUGACUUGUUCUUUUCUGAAAAUUUGCUACCAGCACCUAGGAAGACUGAUGCAUCUUCUGUUUCUUUCAUUCAUAACUUUCCCCUCCCAGUGCUUCCUGUAGCUCCAUAUUGUGUAUAAAGGUUGGGCAGAGAAGCAAGUGCUCGAAAGAUUUCAGACUGGCAGGAAAGGAAGGAGGAACGAAGGCCCCUAUCACGCUAUCUUACCAUGCCCUUUGCUCAGGAGGCUGGGCUCUAGAGAAUCAGGGGUUCCCUUGCAUUGCAUGUUUUCCAGUAUUAGAUCCGUUUGAAUAAUCAUGGCUUUUGGAUAUGAUUAGUUUUAUCCAUCUCCAGCUAAGAAUCAUCAGUAGUUUGUGUAUCGCUUUACCUGUGUUGACUUCCAGAGUUAGAAACAAAGCAAGGUGUGUUUCUCCACGAGGUUCUUUUUUAUGGGUGUGGGGCACUAUGCAAGGACUGACAUGAGAGACCUCCACCCCCAAAUCAAAGCAACAGCAGCCCACUUCAAAUCAAAGAUGAGGUUCGUUCCUUAAAUCCUUGCCUGUGGAGAACCUGUCCCCGGCAGCCAUAGUUUGUCCUUUCCUGGAGCUACGCCCCAUUACUGUCUUCACUCACUUCCUUUCUGUGAAAGGUUGCUUAGCUUUUACCCUUCUCUUUCUCACCUUGGCUCUCUCUGCAUUUGCUGUUCUUUUAAUAAAAAUAGCAAAUUGAAUGGAUUUGUACAAUAAGUGUUUGAAAUUUUCUGAAAAUCCAAAGUCAGGAAGCCAAGUGUGCGAAGGGUUAGUGACGCCUCUGGCAAUAGCUUUGGCUUGCCCUGGGCCAUACUCUGUCAGCACUGAAAGGAGGUUUAAAUACUAUGCUAAUUGUGAAAUCUCUUAUCAGUUGGUGGAGGCUCCUUCAGACAGCCAAACCCGUUGAUUACAUUGUACUGUGGUAGAUGUGACAGGGACACGCUGGAAGUUUCUAGUUCUGUUGCUCCUGUGCUGCUUCCAAGUGUGAGUGAGACCAAUGGUUGUGAUUGGUAAGUGGCUCACGGGAUGUUUUUAUUUGUAGACAUUACCUCCAUGUCAUGUCUCUGUACAGCACACUGCAGUGGUGUGCAAGCUGAUGCAGGGGUUUCUGCCUUCCCUGUGUGAAGUGGCUUGAUUUCCCUCCAUCUGGAUGCUAAUGCUGUGUCCCAUUUCCAUUAAUGAGCUACUGAGUAAAUCAGCUCAAACCCUGCCAGAUUGUCUCUGGCAGCAGCUCCUAAUAAUUAUUUAUGCUUUGGGAAUCUUUUUGUCGGCUUCUAGAACCUUCCGUCCACUCUCAGCUUAGGUUUUUGAUUUGUGUAAUAUAUGUAUAUUCUUUUUCCUUGCUGUCGUCCUCCCUGCCUCUCCGUUUUGUUUCUUAAAAUGUUCUGUAGUUUUGUACAAGAUGAGACUUAGCCUUGGGUACUUCUUGCUAAAGCUUUAAUGCUUUGUAAAUAAAAUUGGAUGUUUAUUAAACCACAAGUAUACAUGCUUGUUUGUAAACACUGCCUGCUUCUGGAACUCAGCAGCCAUCUUUGUGUUUGUACAGUAGAAAAUACGUGUGGAUUUUAGAUCUUUCUCUGUGGUCAUUUGGAUCUGGAAAGGUCAGGCAGUUUGGAGUCCUUCCGUUGUCCAAACUAGAAAUAAAUGAUUUGAGCCAAAAGCUGAUGUUAAUGAAAACAGUCACAUAGGGUUUUCUUAUUAUAAGCUUUGAAGAGGCCACAGUGCUAGGCAUUCAGGGAGGUUAUAGUAGUGCACCUAGAGGUUCUAGCCUUCCAAGGAUCUUUGUUAGUCUAAAUGUAGUUAAUAUUCUUCCUUGUUAAUCCUGUUCUCUGAUGAAGUAAUUUUAACAUCAAUACAGAAUAGUUGUUAUCUCAUAAAGAAUAAGAUAUCUCAGAGACUCAAGUAGUAUGGUUUCAAAGAUUACCAAAUCUGUCUGCUUGCUACUCUGUUCUGUCGCUAAGAACCCAUCUUUAGCAUCAUAGCUGCUUCAUAGCAACCUUCAUUGAUGCGAACAAUGAGCUCUUCUGUGCUGCGGGGGUAAAUAGAGCAGACCAGAGUCAGGCAGCACCAGUCCGCCUCACACUAGGCAGGUCCUGAUUCACUUAGAACAGGACGAGCUGCCUCUGCCAUAGCGUACUCACUUGCUCCUUUGGAAGGGUGUGUUGGACUAAGUCUCUAACCUGGGCUGGUCUCACAUGGGUGUAUAGCUGAAGCUGACCUGGAACUUGUGAUCUUCGUGAGUGCUGGGAGAAGGGCUGUGCAAACUCCCAGUUUAUGUGGUGAUGGGGAUCAAAACCGAGCUUCAUGCAGGUGCAGAACGCGUGCUGCCACACUCCACUAAAGCUUUUUCUUUUCAGGAGACAGGUCUUAGAGUUAGCCCGUUUAGCCCAGGCUAGCCUUGAAUUUGCCAGCAGUCCUGCCUCUUUGAGGCUGCUGUCACCAUACCUUGCUUUCCAUUUCUUUGAAAGUCUAUACAGUGAAGGUAGUUAAACCUGGGAAUGGGGCUUUCAGGUGCAGUGUUCAAAGGGACCUACCUGAAAUGGACAAGGGGGGAGUCACGUGGCUCCAGCCCAGAGUUGUCUGUUUUUUUCAAGACGGUUUCUUGGUGUAACAGCGCUGGUUAUCCUGGAACUCGAUCUGUGGACCAGGCUGGCCUUGAAUUCACAGAGAUCCACCUGCCUCUGUCUCCUGAGUUCUGGGAUCAAAGGUAUGCGCCACCAGGCCCAGCCAAAGUUAUCUUUCUAAUAGAGGUGGUUUAGGAAUAUUCACAGUAAAUUAUUCAAGAUAUUCGAAUUAACAUCCUAGCCCAACCUUGCCUCACCCCUUUUGUAAGACUGGUUUUGUAUCUGAUCAGAUUUAGUACGGGACUUUGAAACUCUCCCACAGUUUGGGAGGGAGGGAAAGAGUUAGCUUAUACACCUGGGUAACAUGGAAAUUCACUUCAGCUUCUCAGGUCUUUUCCUUUUUUCCUUCUAAAGCCUGUGGGUUUAAGUUCAUUAGGAAGCGACCAGAAUUGUGCCCUGGAAGACGCCCCUGGCAGGCUUAAGCAAGCAAGCUUAGAGAGUCAAGCGACAAUACUGUAAAAAGUCUUCCUGCCUGUGGCCUUACCUAAGACUAUGGACCCCGCUUCUGUGCACAUCUGUGCAUGUGUCUGUUUUGCUGACAACUGUACAUUAUAAUCUCUCAAUGCUCAGGGCUAUUCCAAGCUGGAGGCUCUGUUGUGGUACAAUAGAACAUUCAUCUGGAAUGCCUGCUAGUAAAAUACUGAGUCAUGAAGACUGGGGCCAUCGUUUUUAUCCUUAGGAGUCUGUUAUCAAUAACCUACCUGCCUUUGGUGUUGAUGACACUGGACAUCCCUGAGGAGCUACAAAAAGCCGUGGGGAGAGUCAUUGUCAAUGCCACAGGAUGCAGUGUUACAUGUGGCCUUGGCUACAAGGAAGAGACGGAGUGCGAGGUGGGUCCCGACGGAGUGAGGAGAAACUGCACGUUCCAGCGUUUGGAGUGUGUGACCAACUGGAUCUGUGGGAUGCUCCAUUUCACCAUCGUCCAUGGGAAGACGUUUGAGCUGAACUGUCUCAGCUCAGACAUCCUGGAGAAAGGGCAGGAAGCCUUCCGCUUCACCUGGAGGCUUGCCCGGGGCAUCAUCUCUACUAACGACGAGCUUUUCAGACCCUUCCGAGCCAAUUCCCCCUUUAUAGGAUUUAAACCAGCCUAUGAGUAUAACGCUGGGACGUAUCGAUGUGACGUGCAGCUGCUAAAAAACUUGAAAUUUGUCAAGAGGCUCUAUUUUGGACUGAGGGUCCUUCCUCCAAAGUUGGUAAACCUAAAUUUCCAACAGUCCCUUACUGAGGAUCAGAAGUUGAUAGAUAAGGGCUGGGAAGUUAAUCUGGACAAUGGGUCUAAGCCUCACCUCCCUGUGUGGCAAAGGAAAGUGACAUCGGCCUUGGGCAUAGGAAUUGUGGCUGGAGUGGUUGGCGGCGUGUUGGUGAGCGUUGCUGUCUUCAAGGCCCUGGGAGGGACUGAUGGCAGUGGGGGCCGCACCCGCUUAUGAUGCAAGUCUUCCUCCCAGGAGGCUGGCUACCUAGGAAGCUAAGCUAGAUUGUAUGUGUGCCUCUGAUGGUGAAGUGUCAAAAGAGGGCUCUCAGCCAGAGUUGGCUAGGAGGCUGGGAAGAUGUAACCUCAGUAGUUCAGGGCAGCAUCCACCAUUGUAUUCAGGUUUCCCUGAUCCUAGAUGCUCAGGAGAUCCACUGCAGGCUUAGGUUCUGUCCCUAGAGAGAGUUCUGUCUUGCAAGCUUGUUUUUGUGCCACACUUCCCAGUGUGUGUGCCCCGCUCACCUCCACUCCACCUCUCUGAACAGUGUAUUGACCAGAAUGUACUAAUCGCAGCCUUUUAUGUUGGGAGUUUUUUUUUAAUUUUUUUUUUGUUUUGUUCAAUAAAAAUAAUUCACAGGAACUUUA